AUGACACUCUGGACUUUCAUAGGUAGACAGUGGACGAGAUUACCACCUGUACCCAAAGGUGAUUAUCUCAAGGACAAGGUAGUUUUGAUCACAGGUGCAAAUUCAGGUGUCGGUUUAGAAUCAGUCAAACAUUUCUCGCAUGCUUCACCUUCCAGACUUAUCUUAGCAGUCAGAUCAGUCGAGCCCACAGAAAAGAUCUUGGCCGAACUGCAAUCACUUCAUACUGAAUUGAAAGGGGAAAUCAUCUUCCUCGAUUUGAAUGAUCUGGCAAGUAUCAAGGCUUUUCCUGAAGAAUUGAAGAAAAGAGGAAUAGAUAAGAUCGAUGUACUGAUUAACAAUGCAGGGAUCAAUCCUGGUAAUGGUGACAAACCUGCUGAAAUAACUAAAGAUGGAUACGAGAAGACAUUCCAAACAAACGUUUUAUCACCUUUCUUAUUCUCAUUAAUCUUACUUCCAUUCCUUGAGCAAUCAUCGAAACCGAAAAUCAUCUUUGUUGGCUCAGGAUUACAUACUUCUGCCGAUACGACACCUAUUCAAGAAUCAAUUAAUCAAGGCAAAUCAAUUGUGAAGGUGUUUAACGAUAAAGAAUCGUUUGAUAAUAUCAAAAUUUAUGGUAGAUCAAAACUACUCCUUCAAAUGAUAACUCGUCAACUGAUAACAUCACUUCCUUCAAUUACCAUCGUAACUGUUUCACCAGGAUUGGCAAUUACGAAAUUAGGCAGGGACUUCAAUUUUUCAUUGGGAUUCAUCAUUUUCGGUGCACCAUUCAUGUUAUUGAAUGCUAGAAGUGCAGAAAAAGGAGCUAGGAAUAUCACUUCAGCUGUCGCCUCAGCAGAUCAAAGUUAUGAUUACUGGUCAGAAUGCGCACCUUCGUACUCUGAAAGUAGUUGGUUAUCAUCUGGAAAAGGCAUACAAGCGACAAAGGUUUUCUUCAAAGAGAUGGUUGAUGAAGUUGACAAAAUCAGUCCAGGUAUUACCAAAGGUUUGACGGAAUAA
Kwoniella shivajii is the source of this 996-nucleotide messenger RNA. RefSeq lists its product as uncharacterized. The transcript has 6 exons. The record is from RefSeq and is a predicted model, not a curated record. Bases 1 to 996 code for a protein of 331 amino acids. NCBI's taxonomy places the organism in Eukaryota, Fungi, Basidiomycota, Tremellomycetes, Tremellales, Cryptococcaceae.